AUGGAUCCGUUAUUUAAUAUACAAAAUGAUAUCAAUUUAAGAUUGAAUAAAUAUAGAACUAAUUUUAAAAAGAGUCCGAAGGAACGUAUUACACAAGAAUAUUUAGAUAGUAGAUUACAAGCAUUAGAAGAGUUAUGGUUAGAAUUUAAGGAGGGCCAUAAAGAAAUAUUAAAAAUAGCUGCUCCUGGUAAAUUAAAAAGUCAUGAGUAUGUAACAGAACAAUUGUUUGAUAAAUCAGAAGAGUUGUAUUUCGAUUAUAAAUGUGAAUUGUUAAAGUUAAAAAGUUUUGAAAAUAAAAAUAGUAGUAGUGUCAAUGUAUCCAAUGAUGUUGCAAAUGUUAAGUCGAGCCAUGUUAAAUUACCCCGCAUCAUUAUUGGUAGUUUCUCAGGAAAAUACACAGAAUGGCCAACAUUUAGAGAUUUAUUUAUUUCGAUGAUUCAUAAUAAUGACUCAUUAGAUAAAGUUCAGAAGUUACACUAUUUAAAAGGGUAUUUAACGGGUGAGGCGGAACAACUUGUUCGACAUAUUCAAGUAUCGGAAUGUAACUAUGAUCUUUGUUGGAAACAAUUAGAAGAACGUUAUAAUAACAAGAAGUACUUGUCUCAUUGUAUAUUAAAAAGACUACUUAGUCAAAAAAAUGCGUCCUCAGAGUCAUCUAGUUUUUUAAAGGAAUUACUAGAUACAUCGUCCGAGUGUUUGAGUGCCUUGUCUAAUAUUGGUAUUAACGUAAGCUCAUGGGAUAUAAUUGUCAUUCAUGUAUUAACUUUAAAACUUGACCCUGAAUCCCGUAAACAGUGGGAGCUUAACGUCACUAGUAAUACUAAUUCCGAUUCGUUGCCUACAUUUAAUCAAUUUAAAGAAUUUUUAACUAGUAGAUAUAGAGCACUAGAGUUCGUAGAACCACACAAUAAGAAAUUUGAGAAUAGAUGUUCACUUAAUAAUCCUGUAAAAACAAAGGCACUACAUGUUACAAAUGUUACAAAUAUAGCUUGUGAAUUUUGUUCAGGCAAUCAUAAAUUGUGUUUUUGUAAACAGUUUGCUUCUGAGAGUUAUAACAAAAGACAUGAAUUUGUAGUUAAUCAACGUAUUUGUUUCAACUGUUUAGGGAGUAACCAUUCGGUAAAAUUUUGUCGAAAGCCCAUUAGUUGUAGAAUAUGCAAGAGACGUCACCACUCUCUUCUUCAUUCUCAAGCAGGGUCGUCAAACGUUAAUCAAGGUAGCAUAGUACAAACGGUUGAUGCGAUUCCUUCUACGAGUCAGGAAAUUGGUAAUGCUUCGAGUGGACCAAUUGUCUCUUGUUUUAGUCAAAAUAAAGUUAGUACAAUAUUAUUAGCUACUGCUUCAGUUAAUAUUAAAACAAGAACCGGGGAGUAUAAGAUGGUUCGAGCCUUGAUUGAUCAGGGAUCACAAGCUUCUUUUAUUUCGGAAUCCAUAGUGCAGGUGUUCGGUUUAAAAAAGAUUCCUACAAAAGGAACAAUAUCUGGAAUUGGAGGUAAAAGUUCAGUUGUUUCAAAAUAUAUUGUCAUGCUAAAGUUAAAAUCAACAACAGAUCCAUCCUUUACAAUGGACGUAAAGGCUUAUGUUUUAAAGCAAAUUACUUCAUACUUACCUGAGUCACGUGUGUCUAUUGGCGAUUGGGAUGAAUUCAAGAAUAUUAGCUUAGCAGAUCCGCAUUAUGAUACACCUAAUAAAAUAGACGUAUUAUUAGGGGCUGAAGUGUACAGUCAGAUUAUUAAAGAUGGAGUAAUAAAGAGUUUUGCGGGAUCUCCAGUUGCCCAAUGUACUUCACUAGGAUGGAUUUUGUCUGGUCCCAUUAAUUCUGUAAGUCCUGGUAAACAAAGAAUUGUUAAUGUUGUUAUGCAUACUCACGUCCAAGAAGAUGACGCGUUGAAACGUUUCUGGGAGAUUGAAAUGGCGGAUAAUUGCUGUAAGAAAAUAUUAACACUAGAUGAACAAAAGUGCGAAGACAUUUUUGUUGCAACUACAAAAAGAGAUUCUGAUGGUAAAUAUAUUGUUAAGUUACCAUUUCGUACGGAUGAUCCUCCUUGUAAAGGCGGUAAUUCCAGAGAAAUAGCUAUCAAGCGUUUUUAUAAUUUAGAGAAAAAAUUAGCAAAGGAUAACAAGCUUAAGAAUGAAUAUACUAAAGUGAUAAAUGAAUAUUUGUCUAUGAACCAUAUGAAAUUAAUAAAACAGCCAGAUUAUAAAGCAAAUGAGUCAGUUUACUUACCUCAUCAUGCCGUGGUACGUGAAGAUAAGUCUACCACCAAAACAAGAGUUGUGUUCGAUGCAUCCUGCAAAAAUGAAAACGGUAUAUCAUUAAAUGAUACAUUAUUAGUAGGACCUACGAUACAAGGCGAGUUACGUCACCUUAUUAUGCGCUGGAGAAGCUAUCCCGUAUGUUUAACUGCGGACAUAAUUAAAAUGUAUAGAAUGAUUAAAAUAGCAGAAGAAGAUAAUGAUUAUCAACGAAUUAUAUGGAGAGAGAAUAUAAAUGAUGAAAUAAAAGACUACAAAUUAUUAACUGUCACCUUCGGAACAUCAUCAGCUCCCUUUUUAGCAGUCAGAGCACUUAAUCAGGUGGCUUAUGAUGAAGGAGAAAGGUAUCCUUUGGCUGCAGCACGGGUUGCUAAAGAGUUCUAUAUGGAUGAUUUAAUGACCGGAGGAGAAACAGUACAGGAAUGUUUACAAAUAUAUCAUGAAAUGAAUGAACUAUUAAUGAAAGCGGGAUUUAAAUUACAAAAAUGGAAUAGCAAUAAAGAUGAAAUUAUGGAGGUAAUACAAAAUGAUAAAGAGAGAGAAGGAAGAGAAAAGGAGAUUAGUAAUACAGAUACAAAAAUAGAAAAUAUAGAAAUAAAAACAGAUAAUACUAUUAACAUAUUAGGACUUACCUGGAAUAGAAACCGCGAUGAAUUCCAAUAUUCAGUGAAGUUGCCGCCGCUGUCCGCACCUGUAACUAAAAGAAAAAUAUUGUCAGAUGUAGCUAGGUUAUAUGACCCGAUGGGUUGGAUAGCACCUAGUGUAGUAAUAGCUAAAGUAAUGAUACAGAAACUCUGGUUGGCCGGUUUAGAAUGGGAUGAAGAAGCACCUAAAGAGUUAAUAAAAGAAUGGCUUACUUACCGUUCAGAACUGCCACAACUUACUGCAUAUAAAAUUCCCCGAUGGAUGUACACUAAGCAUGAUAAUGUCAGCGUUGAAUUGCAUGGCUUUAGCGAUGCAUCUCAAAUAGCAUACGCAGCUGUGGUAUAUGCUCGGAUUAUAGAUUCGAGUGGAGUAGUACACGUGUCAUUAGUUAGUUCAAGGAGCCGAGUAGCUCCCAUAAAACAAAUUAGUAUACCACGCUUAGAACUCUGCGGUGCAGUAUUGUUAGCAAAAUUACUAGUAGAAGUUGCUGAUAUAUUAGUUGUUCCAAUAACAAACGUAAAGGCAUGGACCGAUUCCACGGUAGUAUUGGCUUGGUUGAGUAAGCACCCGAGUAGUUGGAAGACCUUCGUAGCGAACAGGGUAUCGGAGAUAUUAACAGUUUUAGAUUCCUCUCAUUGGUAUCACGUGUCAUCCAAACAAAACCCUGCGGAUUGUGCCUCUCGAGGAUUGGGUCCAUCGCUUCUUAUCGCCCAUGAUCUUUGGAAUUCCGGUCCUGAAUUUUUAUGGAAUAAAGAUAUAGAAUAUUCUAAAUUAAAAUGCAAUGAAACUCAUUUGGAAGAAACUGUAAAGGUACAUCAUAUAACUAUAGAGAAUUUUAUUGUAGAUAAAUAUUCGGAUCUUACAAAGCUUAUUAAAAUUAUAGCAUGGUGUAGACGUAUUAUUACAAAACAAAGGAUUUUAGCAGAGAAUGGACAAUUAAAUUAUUUAAACAAAUGGGAACUGGAUGAAGCAUUAAUGUGUUGUAUUAAAUUGUGUCAACAAAGAGAAUUUUCUCAGGAAAUAUUAGAACUGAAAAAAUAUGGACAAAUUAAAAUAAAGACAAGCAAAAUAACUAAUUUAAGCCCAUUUAUUGAUAAAGAUAGUGUAAUUAGAGUUGGAGGGAGAAUUCAGCAGUCACUGGAAAAUAAUAAUGUAAAGAAUCCUAUUUUAUUACCUCAUAAAUCGCACUUAACACACCUUAUUGUAGCCAAUGCUCACAAAAAAACGCUGCAUGGUGGUCCACAACUAAUGCAGAAUUAUUUACGUACAGCUUAUUGGAUUAUCAGAGCAAAAAAUGUAAUUAAACAGUACGUACGCAAAUGCAUAACAUGUAUAAGGCAUAAGGCAAGAACACAAACUCCAUUUAUGGGUAACUUACCUUCUGUUCGAGUUACUCCUGCACGUGCAUUUUUAUGUAGCGGAGUCGAUUAUGCGGGUCCGAUAAAUUUGAGAACAUCAAAAGGUCGAGGUCAUAAAUCGUACAAAGGAUAUAUAUGUUUGUUUGUGUGUAUGGUGACAAGGGCAGUCCAUCUUGAGGUAGUGAGUGACUUGUCAACUAAAGGUUUUAUUGAUGCAUUUAAACGGUUUGUAUCGCGUCGUGGUUAUUGUUCUGAGCUAUGGAGCGAUAAUGGAUCAAAUUUUGUAGGUGCUUCUAAAGAAUUAAAAUGUUUAUUUAAUGCAGAAAAUUCGUCGAUGUCCAAGGAAAUAGCUGAAAUUUUAGCUACAGAUGGUACUUCAUGGAAGUUUAUACCUCCUAGGGCACCUAAUUUUGCUGGUUUAUGGGAGGCAGGGAUCAAGUCCACAAAAUUCCACGUAAAACGCGUGAUUGGGGACGCUACUUUAACAUUUGAGGAAAUGUCUACACUUCUGUGCCAAGUGGAGGCAUGUUUGAAUUCGCGCCCAAUUUCAAUAAUGAGUAAUAAUCUAGAGGAACCAUUACCAUUAACUCCGGGACAUUUUUUAAUAGGAGAACCUCUAGUAAAUGUUCCUUCACCAAAUUAUGAAAACUUAAAUAUUAGUUCAUUAAAAAGAUGGCAAUUGGUUCAACGAAUGCUACAACACUUCUGGCGUAGAUGGUCCAAUGAGUAUUUGUCACAUUGUAUGCAAAGAUAUAAGUGGACACAUCAAAUUCCCGAACCUCAAAUUGGCGAUGUUGUCUUGAUUAAAGAGGAUGAUUUGCCUCCAACUAAAUGGCUUUUGGGUAAAAUUGUCGCAAAACAUACUGGAGCUGAUAAUAUUACGCGUGUAGUUACAUUAAAAUGUAAAAAUUCUCAGAUCAAACGCCCUGUUUCUAAAGUAUGUAUAUUGCCAGUUACUGAUGAUAAUAGUAAAGUGUAA
Achroia grisella is the source of this 5238-nucleotide messenger RNA. RefSeq lists its product as uncharacterized. The transcript has a single exon. Gene Ontology annotation, molecular function: nucleic acid binding; aspartic-type endopeptidase activity. Bases 1 to 5238 code for a protein of 1745 amino acids. Gene Ontology annotation, biological process: DNA integration; proteolysis. NCBI's taxonomy places the organism in Eukaryota, Metazoa, Arthropoda, Insecta, Lepidoptera, Pyralidae. The record is from RefSeq and is a predicted model, not a curated record.